UCUCGGAGUUUCCUGGACGGCAUGAACCACACCGGCGGCUCCACAGACGGAGAGCUGUUCAGGUCAGACGUGCCCGUCACCCCCGCCUCCUGUCAGAGGAUCUUUGGCUCCAUGUGCUCUGUGUCAUCAGGCAGCCCCCUCCCACACACAGACAGCUUCACUCCUCCUUUGUGGCAUGACCAGACACCAAACUCCCUGAACUCCCCAUAUCCUCCACAACCGUCUCCCCCCCCUCCCCUCAGCCCUCCCGGCGCUCACAGUUCUCCCCUGAAAGGCCCGGGAAGGAGCGCGGGGGUCCGCACGGGGGCCGACAACGCGGACUUGUCCUCGCUGCUGAUGCUGAGAAACGGCGGCCUGGAGCACAGCCUGCUGGAAGCCGUGGAGGGCCUCGGAGCCCUGGACUUCAGGGGAGACCCGAGGCUGGCCCCGCUGCUGCCUGAGAAGAGGCGGGGGGGCGAGGCGGGGGAGAUGAGCUCACGCUCCCCUUCUCUGAGCGGCUUCUCCAGCCCUCACAGCGGCAGCAGCAUAAGCAUCCCCUUCUCCUCUUCACUGACCCCUGACCCCCUCAGAGGACACAGCGGGGCCCCGUCACCCGGAGCAGACCUAACUGACAGCUUAACUCUGUGUCUCACAGACUUUGGCAGUAAGCAUGACACUGUGAAGUUUGUUCAAGACACUUCCAAGUUCUGGUACAAGCCUGACAUUUCCAGAGACCAAGCAGCCAUCGCCGUGUUAAAGGACAAAGAGCCGGGCUCGUUCAUCGUCAGGGACAGCCACUCUUUCCGCGGCGCCUACGGAUUGGCGAUGAAGGUGGCCACCCCCCCUCCAUCCGUGUUACAGCAGAGCAAAAAAGUAGACCUGUCCAAUGAGCUGGUGCGACACUUCCUGAUAGAGUGCACGCAGAAGGGGGUCCGUUUAAAAGGCUGUCCCAACGAGCCCUACUUCGACCCGCUGGAGGAGGUGAAUGAUUCAUCACCACAGACGGCAACAAACUCGGCUGCUGAACUCCUAAAACAGGGAGCAGCAUGUAACGUGUGGUACCUGGGCUCUGUGGAGCUGGAGUCUCUGACCGGACUCCAGGCGGUCCAGAAGGCGACCACGUCGACCCUCUGCAUGGACCCUCCGCCGGCCUGCACCGUUGUCCACUUCAAGGUGUCAGCUCAGGGAAUCACGCUCACAGACAACCAGAGGAAGUUGUUCUUCAGGAGGCACUACGCUGUCAACACAGUUAUUUUUUGUUCUCUGGACCCACAGGGGAGGAAGUGGACAAGAGACAGCGGCUCCACAGCAAAGAUCUUUGGAUUUGUGGCCAGGAAAUCUCAGAGUGAGACUGAAAAUAUUUGCCACCUGUUUGCAGAGCAUGACCCCGAGCAGCCGGCCAGCGCCAUAGUAAACUUUGUCUCAAAGGUCAUGAUUGGCUCUCACAAAAAGUGA
This is a messenger RNA of Menidia menidia (Atlantic silverside), 1434 nucleotides long. The record is from the annotation of a GenBank genome assembly. NCBI's taxonomy places the organism in Eukaryota, Metazoa, Chordata, Actinopteri, Atheriniformes, Atherinopsidae.